GAGCCGCGCCUAGGGCCUGGGAGGGCACCAGGGGGCCGGUCGCAGGGCCUGGGGCAAUGCGGGGAGGUGCCUAAAGCCCCUAGGCCCGGGGGUCCCAGGGCGACGUGGGACAGGAGGGUUGAUGCCUCCACGCCCCCGUCGCCACCAAGCGUUUCUAUAGCCCCAUAAACGUACGCUGUGUGUUACACAACCCAGAACAAAAUGCACUAUGUGCCCCAGAGCGCUACAAAGCCAUCAUAGACUCAGAGCCAUGUUGGAUUUCUGUUGCCCUGUUCUCCCUGCCAGAAGGCAGCUCGUUGUGGGGGUGACAUCUGCCCCAGACAGGAAGCAACAGCUGGAGCAGUUCUUGAGCUCAGUUGGAGGAGAGACAAUGGCCCAGGAGACUAAUCAAACACAGGUGCCUAUGCUGUGUACCACCGGCUGUGGAUUCUACGGCAGCCCCCGGACCAAUGGGAUGUGCUCAGUUUGCUAUAAAGAGUAUCUACAGAGGCAGCAGAGCAGUGGCCGGAUAAGCCCCCCAGCAGCAAGUGGUCCCAGCAACAGUCCCGCAGCUUCAGAUUCCAUCCCAGGACAGGGCACAGAGGGAGACCCGACGCCUGAAGAUGUGAAAACCAGCACUCAGACUCCUGUGACCCAUCAGAUGACGGCCAUGAGCAUAUCCAGAGAGGAAACUAGCAGCGAGACAGUCGGAUACAUUAGCACAGACGAAACCUCAUCGGCAUCUUCCUCAUCAGAGACCCUCCUUGAAAUAUCCCAGAACUCCGCUGAGGGUGAGAAGACUUCAGAAAAACCCAAACAGAAAAAGAAUCGCUGUUUUACUUGCCGGAAGAAGAUCGGGCUAACUGGUUUCGACUGCCGCUGCGGGAACCUGUUCUGUGCCAUCCACCGGUACUCUGACAUGCACAGCUGCCCGUAUGACUACAAGGCGGAGGCGGCCGAGAAGAUCCGCAAGGAGAACCCCAUUAUUGUGGCAGAGAAGAUCCAGAAGUUGUGAAGGAAGCUGAGCAUUGAGUACUUGAGCCUUGUGGCGUGGCACUCCUCCCACUCCCGUUCCCUUCCCCCCCACGGUGUCUGGGAUCCUGCCAGGAGGCGAGGAGACUCAGCAACCCCGUGGCUCCUUUCUCCCCACUUCUUUUCCUCUACCCGUCACUCAGUUGACGUGUUUUUAACCCGUUUUCAACCAGAAAAGGGAUCUGCACCUACCCCGCCCGCCCCCCUGUUAAGAGCUUUGGACUUGUCUUCCAGCAGGGCUGGGCACACAGCUCACGGCGUGGAGGAGUUCAGCAGCCCUUCCGUUCUGUCUGUGCGACAGCCCCGGGCUUUGCAAACAGGAGCCUGCUGUGAGCAUUGGUGAGUCACUGCAGCACCUUGCUCAGCAGCAAACGUCAUCUCCUCGCCCACUGAGGCUCCCAUUUGGGCUCAGACACAGAACAAGGAUUCUGUCCCGUUACAGCUCUGAGUUUUCCCCCUUCCCCUUAAGCAGCGGUCGGUGUCGCGACAGAAUCGUGAAGCGGCGGCGGCUGGUGCAGCAGAAGGAGCUCGUGGCUCGCGGAUGCUGCAGCCAAACGUGAGCGUUACACCCAUGAGCCAGGAACGUUAAGGAAAAACCCACAAAUGCCUCUUGCCCUUCCCCAGGCUUUGUGGGAUGCUGGGCUCAGCGGCGGGGGCUGCUUUCAAUGCUCCGGCGGGACGCCCGGCGCUAGCCUCGUGUUUCAGACUCGCCCAUGUGCAGUUGUUGGCUGCUUACCGAGCAAGGCCGAUUGUAGCCCCACCGAAGCUCACGCGCCAAUAACUCCCUUCCGCCCCUCCCACUCUUUACCUUCUGCCUUAUUGUGUGAUUCUCUCUUAUCAGGGUUGUGCGCAAAACUCAGACCAGCAAUCCUCCUCCUCCUCCUCCUCCCUUUGCUGCACGCAUGCAAAUCUCAGAGAGCUCUGUCCUCCCUCCAGGCCUCGCUGAUAUUCAGUGAGCCUCUCUCUCGAGUGGGUGGAUCUGGUGGGAAAUCACACUGAGCCGCUGACCUCUCCCAGCUCACUGCUUGUUCCCCGGGGUGCAGCGGUAGUGGCAGAUCCUCAGCUGUUGUGAAUCAGGGCCGCUCCAUUGCCUUAUAGCAGCUGAAUCUGCCUGCUAAGGAACUUCUACCGUUCUGAGCCAUACAGGUCCCCUCCAGUUCCCAGAUGUGGAUCAAAGGGGCUGAAUUUGGGCACCUCUGGGACCCAGAUUGAGGUUCUGAUCCUGGAUGGAGAGGAAUGUUGGAAACUCACAGGAUCUGGCCCUCGAUUAGAUUUGAAAAGAGGAUUCGGGGCAGGGGUGGGUGUGAAAGCCACUCCUGUGCGGCGCGCCAGCCCCACACCCCUGCGCCACUGAAAUCCCACGUACAUUCCUGUGAUGAGCAGGACUCGGUAUAGAGGCGCUGGGCAGGCUCUCUGCAGAGGAGUGAAUUUCACCCGGGCCCCGCAGCAGCUAGGAGCCUAGGAAUCAGGCUGCCACUGCUGCUUUGAGGGGAGCUCUCGGAUGGGAGCGUUAGGAGGUGGCUCGUUUCUGGGCUGUUUACAAGACCCAACAAGCUGAACGAGCCCCGAAUUCUAGAAGCAAAGGAAGCGAAAUGAGCCCCCGGAGAACGAAGCAACUAAAAUGCCUCUGCCCUACUUUUAAACUGUCCCACGUGAUAAAUUGUUCCCUUAAACAUCGACUUGAUAGUAAAAGUGCAAGAAGCAGUUCAAUCCACCGGGCCAGACCUGAGCUGCUGUAAAGCAAUCCUGAAAUCCACGCGGCCUGGCCCAUUCACACCAGCUGAGGAUAAAGAUUUUUAAUUUUUCUACCUGGAUCCAGCCAAAUCAGUCUCUCCCCUCCUUGUCCUAGCAGCAUUCCCUGCAGAAGGUACCAUGGGGAAAGAAUUCAAGGGCUAAAUUCUGGGCUCAGUAACACUGGUGUAAAUCCAGAGUAACUACAGUGGAGAUAGAGCUUAGAGCCGCCCUCUCCAGUCUGACCCUGGUGUAACUCCAUUGAUCGGCAUGGAGCUGGUGUAUAAAACUGGAGUGACGCAUUGGUGAAUCUGAUCCGCUCUGCAAAUCCGGAGUAGCUCCAUUGACUUCAGUGCAGACACGCCAGGCUAGCUACUGGGCUGGAGGAUCCAGCCUGGAGCAUCAAUCCCAAGUAGCAUUGCCGACUUCAUGGCAAAUUCCAAGUCUUGUUUUGGUUUCAGUAGAGGCGUGCUAGGUACGUGCCAAGGUAACAUGGCUCUGAAUCAGGGCCAGGCUGUAAACGCAGAGCAGCUGUGUUCUCGUCAAUGCAGAAAGCUGGAAUAGCUCCGCUGGAGUCAUUCUGGAUAUACACGGGUGCUUCUGAGACCAGCAUCUGGUCUCCAGCAGUUUGGGGCCAUAUAACCAGUGUCGGGGGUUGGUUUCCUUCUGCGCCAUCCUUUUGGUAGCCUAAGUGGGCUCGUUUGGGCUUGUGUUUAAUUCAAGCCAGCUAGCGGUUUCUUCCUCCCACCAUACGCUUCCUGGUGCCCACGCCCAUCUUGAGCCCAGCAGAAACCCCACUUCCUUAUGGAGAGACAUUUUCAUUGGUGAAAAGGGCCUGCUGCACCGUGGCUGGCUUGGUCCCCAACCUUGGUUCCAGCACGGCCAUGGGAGCCCUGGAACCAUUCUCCGAUCACACACUGUCAGUAGCGGUCACAUUAAGCCUGGGAAUUCUUUACCAGGGGGGAGGGGCAGUUCAUUGUGGAGGGAAGCCCAGGCAGUGAUAAACCAGCCCUCUGUGUCUCCACCACUUCCUCUAUCUCUGUCUUCUUCCUAGAAAGUCUGAUACCAGAUAUGUAAAUAUUAAUAUAUUCUAGUUUGCUUGGA
Molecule: messenger RNA, 3846 nt
Organism: Mauremys reevesii (Reeves's turtle)
Lineage: Eukaryota; Metazoa; Chordata; Testudines; Geoemydidae
Product: AN1-type zinc finger protein 6-like
Exons: 8
Coding region: 209-994 (261 amino acids)
Molecular function (GO): zinc ion binding; DNA binding
Source: RefSeq, a predicted model, not a curated record